Molecule: messenger RNA, 959 nt
Organism: Fopius arisanus
Lineage: Eukaryota; Metazoa; Arthropoda; Insecta; Hymenoptera; Braconidae
Exons: 2
Coding region: 33-848 (271 amino acids)
Source: RefSeq, a predicted model, not a curated record
CUUCACAGUUCAGUCUUCACAGAAACAAGAAGAUGACAACUAUCAAGGGCACUACAAAAAGCGUCGAAGAGGGUGGCGUCUCCCACAACUUCAUGCUCCUGGAAAAAGACUCCAGGUUCAAUUGGGCCCUAUUUCUGAGAGGAAUACUUUAUGUAGAGCUUAUUAUAUUCAUCGGAUUCGGGGGUAUCAUUGGGCUGACGAGGUAUACUGGUUGGAUUGGUCAACCUUUUGAGCCGGUGGAGUUCAUAAACAAUCCACCUCCACAACAAUGUUGUGAACGGUUGCAAAAAUUCCUCGAGUCUCAAAGCCUAGCGAGAGAGAAAAUCGACGCGCUAAUAUUGAGGAAACGAUCAGUGACAGAUGAGAAAUUUGAAAGGACUGAGCCUGAUUCAUCACUAGUCUCAAUUCCUGAGAGCUCUCCACUAGUCGUUGAAAUUCCAGAAGUCCCUCAAGUCCCUGAAGUUCCGGAAGUCCCUGAAGAUUCAUCUACUCACCAGGAGAUACCAGCGAACGCUAUCAACGACUCAAAUCCAGAAUUAAAAGAGUUCCCUAACAAAAUUGAAGCUCCAGCAGACGAUGCAGUGGAUUCGCAAGUGGAUCAAGAGACUGAAGCAUCUCAAGUGGUUCAAGAAUCUACGGAGAAGAGUCCUGGACAAACUAAAAAGAAGUGUGAUGGUGAGAUGGAGAUAUAUCUCGAGAAUUCCACUGUAUUUCCUCUGUGGUCAAAUCAGUGUGUUCAUGUGCAGACUUUAGUAGAUGCGUUGAGGUACAGAGCUGGUUGGAACAUGGACAGCUACAGAAGGAGCUUUCUACCAACUCCUCCGCCUUUCUUUUCCCGUUUUAAAUGAUCGUGGAGGACUUAGAUAUUCUGAAAAUAUUUUCUCGUGAAACUUUAAAUAGUGAUUAAAGAAGAUAAGAUUAAAUAAAACGCUUGGGUUAUCGGGGUUGAGUAAAAAUAA